Monopterus albus (swamp eel) is the source of this 3825-nucleotide messenger RNA. RefSeq names its product inositol hexakisphosphate kinase 1 (gene ip6k1). Gene Ontology annotation, cellular component: nucleus; cytoplasm. Gene Ontology annotation, biological process: phosphatidylinositol phosphate biosynthetic process; inositol phosphate biosynthetic process. The transcript has 9 exons. Gene Ontology annotation, molecular function: inositol hexakisphosphate kinase activity. The coding region runs from base 931 to 2574 and encodes 547 amino acids. The record is from RefSeq and is a predicted model, not a curated record. NCBI's taxonomy places the organism in Eukaryota, Metazoa, Chordata, Actinopteri, Synbranchiformes, Synbranchidae.
AGAUGGAUACUGCAGACCUAGCUGGGCUGUAGGUGGCGGCAAAGCGCCGCAGACAUGCUACUGAAGUGUAAACCAAAAAGGUUGUGUUAGCUUCACUGUAAUGACGUUAGCCUCCAGGAUCAUUUUCCGCCCUUAGUGAGUCUGGAUACUGGCGACAGACAUCAAUGAACCUCUACGAUCUCUGAAGCGGAUCCGCCGUGACCUCCGUGAAGUCAGCUUACUGUGCCCUCAGUAAUCUUGAGGGUAUGGUGUUAUGCCUCUAACCGUUAUGCGUAAUGUCAAACCGUGAAGGAGCUAGUUAGCUAGCGUGACCAUGUAAUGCUAGCGUCACAUAAACGCCGAGCUAACGUCAUUGUUUUCAGUCAGUGUCCGGGACACAGAGCAGGAGUUCAGGAAACGUUGGAUUCUAAAAGAAGAUAACAUGAAACUGUGUGGAAUUGUACUUUCACUCUAAGCUGAUGCAAGAUGAGCCUACCUGACUUAGCUCGUUGUCAGGCUAAGGUCAAGAAGCUGAGCAGUCUGACAGCUAACGUUAACGCUAACUGAUAUGGUAACGUUACCCAAGAGCCUAUAAACGUGUUAUGUGGCAUCAAGCUGUACUCCUACCAGCAGCACUGGCUAACGUGGGCUGGUGUCGUUUUCCAGAUUAAGAGGAAGUGGUGACCUUGUCUAAUUGGCAUCCUGCUUCUCCCAUCCUCCCCCCAACUCUGCCCCCCCCACCUCCUGUCCCAACUGGGUCGCAGUGUUGCCGGCGGUGGAUUUGAGCACUCUGAUUGGAGCCUUUUUGAGGUGGUUUUCGGUCUGGCGCUGCCUCCCCCUGGGGCCGGCGUGCGCUCCCAGCAGCCCGUGGUGCCCUGUGCUCCCCCCUCCCCGUCACUGCACACCAGAGCCCAUGUCCAGGGAGGAGGUGUGGUGCGUCCGCCAGGAGCCAUGUGCCUCCCUCACACCAACAACAUGGACAGCAAGCUACAGGGUGCGGGGCCAGGGGGAGGGGCUUUACUUCGACAACACGGAGGAGGCGUUCCACUGGAGCCCUUCAUACACCAGGUGGGGGGUCACACCAGCAUGAUGCGUUACGAUGACCACACGGUGUGUAAGCCGCUGAUCACCAGAGAGCAGCGCUUCUACGAGUCUUUGCCUCCAGAGAUGAAGGAGUUCACUCCAGAGUAUAAAGGUGUGGUGCUGGUUUGUUUCGAGGGCGAUUCUGACGGCUACAUCAACCUGGUGGCCUACCCCUACGUGGAAAGCAACAUGGAGGGAGGGGCUCCUGAGCACGAGGAGCGUGAACCUCCCGAGAGGGAGCAACCGAGGAGGAAGCACUCCCGCCGCAGCCUCCAUCGCUCUUCCUCCUCUUCUGAAUAUAAGGAGGAGCGGCCUGACAGGAGGGAGGCUCAUGAAACCGACACCUCUGAUAAUCUCGCAGAGCUAAAAAGUCCCAGGCUCGACCCAAAGAUCCACUCAGAUGUUCCCUUCCAGAUGUUGGACUGGAACAGCGGUUUGACAUCAGAAAGGAUCAGCCACAACCCCUGGAGCCUCCGCUGCCACAAACAGCAGCUCAGCCGCAUGAGGGAGAAGAAAAGCAUCUACAGUGGCUGCAGAUCAAGGCUGGUUUGCUCCUUAAUAUCAGCGCUUGAACCAGAGUUUCUCUUGCUUGAGAACGUGGUUCACCAUUUCUCAUACCCCUGCAUCCUGGACCUGAAGAUGGGCACCAGGCAGCACGGAGACGACGCCUCUGAGGAGAAGGCGGCCAGGCAAAUGAAGAAAUGUGAGCAGAGCACUUCAGCAACGCUGGGAGUCCGAGUGUGUGGCAUGCAGGUGUACCAGCCGAGCACCGGCCACUACCUCUGCAGGAACAAGUACUAUGGCCGCGGCUUGUCAAUCGAAGGCUUCCGCCAGGCACUCUACCAGUACAUGCACAAUGGAAAGGGCCUGAGGCGGGACCUCUUUGAGCCAAUCCUGAAUAAACUUCACACCCUGAAGGCGGUACUAGAGAGGCAGGCGUCCUAUCGCUUCUACUCAUCUUCACUGCUCAUCAUCUAUGAGGGAAAGGAACACGAGGGCUCUUCAGUCCUCAGCUCGGGGCAGCACGCAGCCUGGCAGCAGAUGACUUCUGUGACCCAUGCAGAGCCCCAGUGUGGCCCCGGGCCCCACGUUUCCUCUGCUGUCGACAUUCCCUGUGAAACGGACAUGAGCAAAAACCCAGACUGGGGGUCGCUGUCCGCUCAGGGACCUGGACUGAUGGCUCUGCCCUACCCCUCCCCUCAUCCGCCCCCACAGACCCCAACCAUUAAAUCAGACUGCCACUCGCUCCUCCCCCAUCCCCCUUCACCUUGCCCCAAUCCAGACUCCUCCCCAGCCCCAGCUCCCAAUUCAGCUUCCUUCCCCCCUGCUCCUGUACCCACGCGCCAGCAGCCCCCCCUGGUGGAUGUUCGUAUGAUCGACUUUGCCCACUCCACCUUCAAGGGUUUCCGCGGUGACACGGCAGUGUAUGACGGGCCGGACCAAGGCUACGUGUUUGGACUGGAGAGCCUGGUCCAGAUCCUGGAGAGCCUGCGGGACGACAAACUGCCAUAGCACCCAACACACACACAAUAAAAACGUAUACAGCAUGUUCUAAGUUAGUUCAGGUCUACGGUCAGGACAGACUUGGCUGUCACCAUGGCAACAUGGACUUUCUACAGUCGAGUAGGUACUAUAGCAGCAGCCAGGAGGUCAGACAGUAGCACUAAAAUGGAGAAGCUCAGUGUGCGUAAGGCUCUGCACAUCACCCACGGGUGGCACUUUUAUGAUUGUGAGGAUCCUUGUUGACAUAGUGCAUCCCCUCACCUUAACUGUAACAAGCCCACCUCCAAACUGAAAUCCAGCUGUGCCAUUCCCCUCUGCUCAGAAAUACAUUCAGGAUUAACGCUACAAGGGGACUUGGGAAUAAAAUAUUCACUGUGCUUCUAUGUAAUCUAACUCAUCUCUCUGGACAGCAUUUUAUCCUUCACAACUUGCAGAGAUGUGGUUUGUUACAGACAUGGACAUUCUGCGGGACUAGCCAAAAAAGGUACCAGGACCUCCAGUACCUGUAGCUGGAUCUUAAGAGUCUUGCUCUGCACCAGUUGUUUUUAGAUUGUGACUUACUGUAACUCAGUAUGUUGCACCACACAAACUAGUUCUUACAUAGCAAUGAGCUGUUAAAAAAUACAAACACUCAGUAAAUGUCAGGUGUAACUGUUGAAUAGCAGAAAUAUCUUCACUCCUCUCAAAUUGGUCCUCACAAAGGUCGACGGACAAGAGCGCGCACCUGUGAACAGCUGUGUGUGGUGCCGUUUGUUGGCACCACAGGACUGAGCACGCUCCUGAGUGACCACUCAGCUGACUCCUCGCUCCCUGAUACCCCACCACCACCACGACCUCUACUCCUCUUUACUCUUAUGACUCUGCAGAAACCAAACCCGGACAGGUGAACAGACCCUUUCAGCGCUACCUUGAAAACACACUUGGAAACACAUCCAAGCAUCCGUUAAAGCAAUAGAUGGCGAUGAUAGACAGCAACUUUUUCAUCAGCAGUGCAGAGGGCAGCAUCGCCCACAGGGAGAAUGGUGAUAAAGUGCAACAGAAAUCUGCAUCUUAGAAGUAGGCUUUAAGGAGAGAAUAUAAAUAAUUUUAAAAUGCUGUUUGUCUGUUUCGGGGGCUUAAUUCAGAAACUAGUCAGUGUUCUGUAAAAUCAUCCUCUAGGUUAUUGUGUAAUACCAGAAGUAUAAGUGUCAGCUUCCCAACUUUGAUCUGGUGAUGUCCUGUAUUUUUCAUCUUCUCAACAAAUCCCAUAAAAGACAAAAA